AUGGCCCAUCCUUUUGUUGCCAACUCCAACAUUCUCCAUCGCACUAUGGCAAGACAGCCUGACAAGGUCGUCUCCGCUAGUGGCGUUUCCCUCUUCCUCGAAUCUGGCAAAGAGGUUCUGGACGCUUCCGCUGGACCAGCCGUCUCGUGCCUUGGCUACGGAAGACCUGAAGUCACCCAGGCCAUCACCAACCAAGUUGAACAGCUUGCUUACCUAUACUCCGGUGCAAGUUUUACUUGCGACGCCACCGAAAGACUUGCCUCUGUCCUGUUAGAGGGCGAACCAGGGGGUCUCUCGAAAGCUAUCUUUGUGAACUCUGGAAGCGAGGCAACUGAUGCUGCUAUCAAGCUGGCGACACAGUAUUGGCAUGAACGAGGCAUGCCGCAGAAGCAACACGUUAUCUCAAGGAAACAAAGUUACCACGGUAAUACGAUUGGUGCGCUCUGCGUCUCAGGACAUGACUCUCGAAGGGCCAUGUACAAAAACUGGCUAUCGCACAAUGUUAGUUUUGUCGACCCUUGCUUUGCUUAUCGGCUCAAGAGUAAGGGUGAAACCGACGAGGAAUACGUUGCACGCUUGGCCAAUCAACUUGAAGAUGAAAUCCUUCGAGUAGGACCCGAGAACGUGUCGGCGUUUAUCGCCGAGACUGUCAGUGGAACCACGUUGGGAUGUCUCCCCGCCGUACCAGGUUACUUUACAGUGGUGCGAGAGAUUUGCGAUAGGUUCGACAUUCUGCUUAUUCUAGAUGAGAUCAUGUGUGGAAUGGGCAAGACGGGCACCAUGCAUGCCUGGGAACAGGAGAAUAUCUCGGGCCCGGACAUCCAGACCAUCGGCAAAGCCUUAGGUGGAGGCUUCAUUCCACUGUCCGGUGUGCUUCUACGCAACAAGAUUUUCGAAGCUUUGGCCAACGGGUCAGGCGGGCUGAUGCAUGGCCAUACAUUCCAGGCACACCCAGUAGCUUGCGCCGCAGCAUUGGAAGUACAGCGUAUCAUCCGGGACGAAGACCUACUAGGUAACGUGUCGCGAAUGGGCCAGGUACUCGAAAGACUGUUAAAGCAGCGCCUUGGCCAGCUAGACGUUGUCGGCGAUAUUCGUGGACGUGGUUUAUUCUGGGCCGUCGAGUUUGUUCAGGACAAGGGUUCCAAGACACCAUUUCCCCCCGGCCUGCGUUUUUGCCACGAGGUUGUAGAUGAAGCUCUUAACCUUGGGUUGAACAUUUUGGGUAACCUUGGUGCAACUGGGGAAGUUCAUGUCGAUCAUGUUAUAAUGUCCCCACCGUAUGUGGUCACCGAGCCAGAAUUGGAGCGGAUGGUGGGUAUCUUGGAGGAAGCUGUUGGAACGGUCACUUCGCGUGUCUGUCAUGCUAGAGACGCUCGACUGUGA
Fusarium coffeatum is the source of this 1383-nucleotide messenger RNA. RefSeq lists its product as uncharacterized. Bases 1 to 1383 code for a protein of 460 amino acids. Gene Ontology annotation, molecular function: pyridoxal phosphate binding; transaminase activity. Lineage: Eukaryota; Fungi; Ascomycota; Sordariomycetes; Hypocreales; Nectriaceae. Gene Ontology annotation, cellular component: cytosol. The record is from RefSeq and is a predicted model, not a curated record. The transcript has 3 exons.